Branchiostoma floridae (Florida lancelet) is the source of this 2508-nucleotide messenger RNA. RefSeq names its product zinc finger protein 525-like. Gene Ontology annotation, biological process: regulation of transcription by RNA polymerase II. The transcript is spliced from 2 exons. Gene Ontology annotation, molecular function: RNA polymerase II transcription regulatory region sequence-specific DNA binding; DNA-binding transcription factor activity, RNA polymerase II-specific. The record is from RefSeq and is a predicted model, not a curated record. Gene Ontology annotation, cellular component: nucleus. Bases 842 to 1456 code for a protein of 204 amino acids. Lineage: Eukaryota; Metazoa; Chordata; Leptocardii; Amphioxiformes; Branchiostomatidae.
GACCUUCGACCUUCCCAUUUCAGUUCGCCAUUUUAUCUAUAAUUUGUCUGCGUUCCUCCUCUGUUCUUCUCAUUGUUCGCGCUCCGUGCAGACAACACGGACGAGCAGAAAAGAGAUGGCCGAUCCCAGCUGUGGCAAUUCUACUGAAGAUCUGUGCCCUGAACAACCUUGGAACAAGACAAGCAGCAGGGAGGACCAGACAACAGACAUGAGCUGGCAGCAGGACAGGGAAGAACAAGCUUCAUGUGAGGAAAUGUCUUAUGUGAAGGUUGAGAAGACUGAUUCCUUGUCCCCACAUGUAGAGAAUCACGAAGAAGUCUCGCUUCAAAACAAGACAGCAGACAUGGGCAGGCAGCAAGACUGGGAAGAACAAACUUCAUGCGAGGAAACGUUUCAUGUGAAGGUUGAGGAUGCGUUGUCCCCACAUACAGAGGAUCACGAAGAAGUCUCGCUUCAGAACAAUGUAACUGACAUCGGCUGGCAGCAGGACAGGGAAGAACAAGCUUCAUGCGAGAAAACAUUUUACUGGGAGGUAAACGGAACUGCAUCAUCAUCACAUCUAGAACAGAUGGAAAGUCACUUGCCUGAACGCAACAGUAAGAAGGUUACGAAAGCCUACAUUUGUGGGGAAUGUGGAUACAGGACACAUGAAAGGUCCGCCCUAUCCAGGCAUAUGAGAAUUCAUACAGGAGAAAAGCCCUACAAGUGUGACUAUUGUGAUUAUACUGCGGCAAAGAAAUACACCUUGGACAUUCACCUGACAAAGCACACUGGCGAGAAACCCUUCACGUGAGGGGAGUGUGGGUACAGGACAAAUCAAAAGUCGAACCUCUCCAUUCACAUGAGAACUCAUACAGGAGAAAAGCCCUUCAAAUGCGAUCAAUGUGACUAUGCUGCUGCACAGAAAUGUCAGCUGGAUGCCCAUCUAACAAAGCACACUGGUGACAAGCCCUACAUGUGUGGAGAGUGUGGCUUCAGAACAACUGCAAAACGGGACCUUUCCAGGCACAUGAGCACUCAUACUGGGUAUAGACCCUACACGUGUGACCAGUGUGACUAUUCCGCAAUACGGAAAUCCAGUCUGGACCGUCAUCUCAAAAAACACACUGACGAGAAUCCCUACAUGUGUUGGGAAUGUGGGCACAGGGCAGCUACGAGAAUGGGCUUAACCACACAUAUGAGGACUCACACAGGAGAAAAGUGCUACAAGUGUGACCAGUGUGACUAUUCUGCUCCAAAGAAGUCCCGUUUGGACCGCCAUCUAGCGAAGCACACCGGUUGGAAACCUUAUAUGUGUGGGGAGUGUGGGUACAGGACAAAUAGAAAGGAUGACAUGUCCAUACAUAUGAGAACUCAUACGGGAGAAAGGCCCUACAAGUGUGACCAGUGUGACUAUUCUGCAGCAAGGAAAUGCCAUUUGAAGACCCAUCUAGCAAAACAUGCUGGUCAACUGUGACUUACUUGUACAAGAUGUAACUCACCGUUGGUCAUUUUCAAUGCCAACUGACAAACAAGACAUGCACAAGAAAUGUGUAUAUAAAACAUCUGAAUUAUCUCAUUUUUCCAAACGUAUGAGAACUCAUACCUCAGAAAAUCACCUGUAGAUCAUCUGAUAGAACAAUUAGUUUAGAGCAGCUCAAAUGCCCCAAUUAUUGUGAUGUAAUGUCUUGAGGUACAGUUAUCCAUCAAAAUAUUGUAUAGCUCUUUAUAGUGUGUGUACAGCCAAUGUGGUUUAUCAUUAUUUUAAAUAAUAUCAGUUGGAGCUUUUUGAAUUUAUUUAUUUGUCUAUCUAUUAUUUAUUUAUUCAUUUAUUUUGCUUUUCCACAACAGUGGACAGUAUGGUAAAAUAGGUGUUCCUAUCAAGGUCAAAUUUUCAAGGCUACCAUACUGACACAAUCCUAAUCACAACAGAAGAAGCAAUUAAUUAAAUCGACGUAGAAAUCAACUUAAGAGAAUGAUUCAAUCGAGUCAGUCCAAAGUAAGAUAGUAGUAUGAAAUUAGCUGAUUGAAAUUCAUUAUCUCAGUUCAGCUUCAAUGGGAUGGUGUGAGAUAAGAAAGGUGAGUUGAUACAUGUAGUGUUUUAGGCAUACUCCUGUAAAAUUGCUUGUAUCUAUAUCUGUAUCUACCCUUCAGUGUACACACCAGCUUCUUUGGCACAUGGCCUGGCAGCAGCUGGUUUUAUUAGACUGAAGGAAUGGCUUGUGAUGCCUAGCUUUUGCACAUCUACCUGCAAGUGCUCUGUAUCUGUAACUGCUUGGAGAUUAUGGUAAUCCUCUAUUGAGUGUGAUGGAGUGAAUAAACCAUGAUCAAAAAAGUGCAUCUCUAUGCUCAGUAUCAUUCACUUGGACCAUAAAUGCUGCAUGUGUAUUAGAUUUACUCUUCCAAUUAUUGAUAUAUAUUUGGAAAAUUAUGUCUUCAGCAUUGUUCUUGUUAAUGCAGUAACUGGCGGGAUGCGUUCCAAAUGAAACAUUGAUUCGACACUUUUAUUCAAAUAAACUGGCAAUCGCA